AUGACAAACCUUCAGCCGCCCAAGACAGUUAAAGAUAUCAGAAGCUUCCUAGGACAUGCUGGGUUCUACAGGAGGUUCAUUAAAGAUUUCUCACAGAUAGCAAGGCCGCUAACACGCCUAUUAUGCAAGGAUAUUAACUUUGAGUUCACAGAGGAGUGUCACAAGGCUUUCACUAAGAUCAAAGAUGCAUUGGUCAGUGCGCCAGUGGUUCAACCUCCAAACUGGGAACUACCUUUUGAGAUAAUGUGUGAUGCAAGUGAUUAUGCAGUAGGAGCAGUGCUUGGACAAAGAAAAGACAAGAAGCUACAUGUGAUCUACUAUGCCAGCAGAACACUUGAUGAGGCACAAUGCAAAUGCCAAGAAGAUUGCUUGAGAUGGAUACUACUAUUGCAAGAAUUUGAUCUUGAGAUCAAGGAUAGAAGAGGAGCAGAUAAUGGAGUAGCUGAUCAUCUUUCAAGGAUGAGAGUUGAAGAAAAUCUACCCCUUGAUGAUAGGCUACCUGAAGAAACAGUUUAUGCAGCUGAAGCUAGCAAUAAGCAUGGACAACUAGGCCAUCACAGGCCAGGAACAAAGAUCUCAUCAUCAAACACACCAUGGUUUCGCCACAUAGCAAACUUCCUUGCAGCUGAAUACCCACCACCAAACUUCUUUGGCUACAGAAAGAAGAAGUUUCUGCGUGAUGUAAGAAGGUACUACUGGGAUGAACCUUACUUAUACAAGAAAUGUUCAGAUGGAAUGUUUAGAAGAUGCAUACCAGAGGAAGAGGUAGAAGGAAUAUUGUUUGCUUGUCAUAGUUCUAGUUAUGCAGGCCACUUUGCCACUUACAAGACAGUAUCCAAGGUCCUACAAGCUGGAUUUUGGUGGCCAACUAUGUUUAAGGAUGCUCAUGCAUUCAUAUCAAGAUGUGAUGCUUGCCAAAGAAUGGGAAAUAUAAGCAAGAGGAAUGAGAUGCCACAGAACUUUAUACUAGAAGUUGAAGUUUUUGAUGUUUGGGGCAUUGACUUUAUGGGACCCUUCCCAACCUCUUUUGGUGACCAAUACAUUCUAGUGGCAGUUGAUUAUGUCUCCAAAUGGGUGGAAGCCAUUGCCAGCCCUACUAAUGAUGCACAAGUGGUCAUCAAGAUGUUUAAAUCCAUCAUUUUUCCAAGGUUUGGAGUGCCUAGGAUAGUCAUAAGUGAUGGAGGUUCACAUUUCAUCAACAGAAUCUUUGCCAACCUUUUGAAGAAGCAUGGAGUUACUCACAAAGUUGCCUCUCCUUACCACCCCCAAACUAGUGGACAAGUUGAGAUCUCAAACAGAGAACUCAAGAGCAUACUUCAGAAGACAACAGGCAAGACAAGAAAGGAUUGGAGUGCCAAACUAGAUGAUGCUCUAUGGGCAUA
Microthlaspi erraticum is the source of this 1382-nucleotide messenger RNA. NCBI's taxonomy places the organism in Eukaryota, Viridiplantae, Streptophyta, Magnoliopsida, Brassicales, Brassicaceae. The record is from the annotation of a GenBank genome assembly.